AUUGCUAUCGUUGCGGCAGUUGCAGCUACUGGCAGUGCUGCAGCCGUAGGCAUUUGGCGGUUUGGUUCGGGCAGUGGAGGUUGGGUAGGCCGGUUUGACGGCAGCCGUACCGGUAGACGCCCGGGUGAAACCUGGACCUUUAUUUCCCUGGAAUGUAAAAGUGGUUGAAGGGAAAAGUGAGGCUAUGGAUGUUCCAAAAAAUUUAGAGAUAGAUCCCUCAAAGCAGGAGGUCUUCAGACAACCCGAUGUGGCAAAUCCCUCAAAGCAGGAGGUCUUCGGACAACCCGAUGUGGCAAAUCCCUCAAAGCAGGAGGUCUUCAGACAACCCGAUGUGGCAAAUAGGCCGCAGUCGGCGAAAGAGGCGUUGCAAAAAACAAGCGCCAUGGCCCCGGUUCGCGCUAGGGCCGCAAGGAACGCAAAAAGACGCAAAGACAAUCUUCGCUUGUACUCCUACAUUCCACAAGUUCAGAAACAUUUCAUUCUGGACGGCAAGAUUGGUGAAGGUACUUUCAGUCAUGUCUACAAAGCGAGGCUGAAGUCAACUGGUUUGCACAUGGAAUUCGCCAUCAAGUUUUUAAUUCCCACAAGUCACCCUUCACGGAUUGCAAGUGAACUGCAAUGUCUCAAAGAAAUUGGAGGCAGCAGCAAUGUCAUGGAUGUGAAAAUGUGCUUUUUGCACAAGGGCCAUGUUGCCAUUGUGAUGCCAUACUUUCCUCAUGAGAAGUUUCAAGACUAUGUGUAUAAGCUGACAGUCACUGAAGUGCAGGAGUACAUGAUGCAGCUCUUUAUUGCACUAAGAAGAGUCCAUUCAUUCAACAUCAUUCACAGGGAUGUGAAACCGAGCAACUUUCUAUAUAAUCGUAAACAUAAAAGAUUUUCUUUAGUUGACUUUGGCCUUGCCCAGAGACUUAAUGGUGUGUCUGGAAAGACUGAGACAAAAGAACCAGAGCCAUUGCCAAAGGAUUUGGAGCCAUCAUCACAAAACCCUCCAUCAAGAAAGCGAGCCAGAACACUUGACCAAGAAAACCAAAAAGCUCAAGUGAAGCGCCAGUGCCUGCCACCUCACAUGGGUUUUCCACUUCACACAAUCAAUGUGCACAAUGUCUUAACAGGUGGCAAAGUGCAGGUGACAACUGGAUCUUCUGCGAAGCAUUCAUCGAAAGGGGUACUAAACCAAACACGUCGUGAAAGAAGAAAACUGUGCUGCUGCUUUGGAAGGAAUGAAGUUUGCAACAUCUGUCUUAGCAGGCCAGCUGAAGUUGCCCCUCGUGCUGGAACUUCUGGUUUUCGUGCUCCGGAGGUUCUUAUGAAGUACAGACACCAAACUACAGCUGUAGAUAUGUGGUCAGCAGGUGUCAUAUUUCUGUCCUUGCUGAGUGGCCGUUAUCCAUUUUUCCGUGGCCAAGAUGACCUCACUUCAUUGGCAGAAAUCAUCACAGUUAUUGGAAGCAUUCCUGUGAAGUUAGCAGCUGAAAAAAUCGGAAAACUGCUUACCAUUAGCCAUGAAAAGCCAGCGCUAGAUCUAAAAUGUUUAUGUGAAAGACUACGAGGCACCCGUGUCAAAUUUGAGGAGACAGACAAUGGUUUCGAAGAGGUGCCCCCCAGAUACCAUGAAUCAUGGCAUCAUGUGCCAGACUCUGCCUAUGACCUGCUCUACAAGCUGCUUGACCCCGACCCUUCAACUCGAAUCACAGCUGAUGAUGCCCUAGAGCAUGACUUCAUAAAGGAGAAACUCUGCUAGUGAAAAAUGUGAAGUGGCAAGAAUGAUCUCAAGACUUUGUUUGCAGUUUACCUCUAUAAUUGAUGAGAAAAUAAAAAAAAAACAAUUGUAUCGGUUAA
Rhipicephalus microplus (southern cattle tick) is the source of this 1839-nucleotide messenger RNA. RefSeq names its product cell division cycle 7-related protein kinase. NCBI's taxonomy places the organism in Eukaryota, Metazoa, Arthropoda, Arachnida, Ixodida, Ixodidae. Gene Ontology annotation, cellular component: nucleus. Gene Ontology annotation, biological process: protein phosphorylation; mitotic DNA damage checkpoint signaling. The record is from RefSeq and is a predicted model, not a curated record. Gene Ontology annotation, molecular function: ATP binding; protein serine/threonine kinase activity.